Sceloporus undulatus (fence lizard) is the source of this 6458-nucleotide messenger RNA. RefSeq names its product SH3 and PX domains 2B (gene SH3PXD2B). NCBI's taxonomy places the organism in Eukaryota, Metazoa, Chordata, Lepidosauria, Squamata, Phrynosomatidae. Gene Ontology annotation, cellular component: cytoplasm. The record is from RefSeq and is a predicted model, not a curated record. Gene Ontology annotation, biological process: superoxide anion generation. Bases 365 to 3211 code for a protein of 948 amino acids. Gene Ontology annotation, molecular function: superoxide-generating NADPH oxidase activator activity; phosphatidylinositol binding; protein binding. The transcript is spliced from 15 exons.
CCCGCCAGCAUCUGCACACUCUGGCAGGGAAAGAGGGAAGGGGGAAGAACUGAGGAGAAGGAGAAGGAGGAGGAAGAGAAGGAAGCCCAAACAGACGCCCAGGGUGCUCGCCUUACUCCAGGAGCGCCCGCUUUCCUUUGCAAUCGCUGCUCCUACAACAACAGCAACACAAAGUUUGCACCUUUUGGGGGGGCUAGGAGCGGUGGUUGCACCCCCUUUUCCCUCUGAUCGCCUGCACAGCCACCCCGCUGCCCCCCGCCUCCGAUCCCUCUUUCACUCCAGAUUAUUUGCACUAUUCUUCUUCUUCUUGUUGUUGUUGUUAUUAUUUUUAAAUCAAACGGGUGCUUUUUGGGGGUCUAGCGCUAUGCCCCGGAAGAGUAUUUUGGAGGUGAAGGUACUGGACGUGCAGAAGAGGCGGAUUCCCAACAAACACUAUGUAUACAUUAUCAAGGUUACCUGGUCCAAUGGCUCAACAGAGGCUAUCUAUCGACGGUACAGCAAGUUCUUUGACUUGCAGAUGCAAAUGCUGGACAAAUUUCCAAUGGAAGGAGGACAGAAGGACCCUAAGCAAAGAAUCAUUCCCUUUCUGCCAGGCAAGAUCCUCUUCCGACGAAGCCACAUCCGUGAUGUUGCUAUCAAACGUCUUAUACCCAUUGAUGAGUAUUGUAAGGCUCUGAUCCAGCUGCCACCAUACAUAUCUCAAUGUGAUGAAGUUCUUCGGUUCUUUGAGACAAGACCAGAAGAUUUAAAUCCUCCGAAAGAGGAACCACUUGGAAAGAAGAGAUCUGGAUUUAUCCAGAGAACGGCUUCUUUCCUUCUGAGAGGUGGAGAUUUUGCUUCUGCUGAUCCUAUGGUUCUGGAACAGUAUGUGGUGGUAGCAGAUUACCAGAAACAAGAGAGCUCUGAGAUUAGUUUAUGUGCUGGACAAGUGGUGGACAUAAUUGAGAAGAAUGAAUCUGGCUGGUGGUUUGUGAGCACAUUGGAUGAGCAAGGAUGGGUCCCAGCUACAUGCCUAGAAGUCCAGGAUGGAGUCCAGGAUGAAUUUUCAAUGCAACCAGAAGAAGUCUCAUGGAGAUACUGGUCUCUUCCGAGGCAUGUGGGCCGCCGUCGAACUCUUGGGGACUUAUACAACAGUGGAUGGGGUCAAGAGGAGAAAUAUAUGGUAAUUUACCCCUAUACUGCUCGGGACCAAGAUGAAAUGAAUCUGGAGAAAGGAGCUGUAGUGGAGGUCAUCCAGAAAAACUUGGAAGGAUGGUGGAAAAUCAGGUAUCAAGGUCAGGAGGGCUGGGCCCCAGCAUCAUACCUGAAAAAGGGGAGUGGGGACAUGUUUACACCAAAACUGGGUUCUGCUGCUUCUGCCCACUCAUAUGCACUGGACCUGGAUGGUGUUUCUCGACAACAGAAUUCAGCAGGCCGGGACAAGGAUGGGCCAAACAACCAAAGAGAUGGAAGGUUUGAUGGUCGCCCAUUGCCAAAUGUGGACCUUAGGAGAAAGUCACCAAAGAUGAGACAGAGGCCUCCUCCUCGUCGAGACCUCACAAUACCACGUGGCCUCAACUUGCCUAAGCCUCCUGUGCCCCCCCAAGUGGAAGAAGAAUAUUACACUAUUGCUGACUUCCAGACCACUAUUCCUGAUGGCAUCAGUUUCCAAGCAGGACUGAAAGUAGAGGUGAUUGAGAAGAACCUCAGUGGUUGGUGGUAUAUUCAGAUUGAGGAGAAGGAAGGCUGGGCUCCAGCUACCUUUAUUGACAAAUACAAGAAAACAAGUAAUGCAUCUAGACCUAACUUCUUGGCCCCACUACCAAGUGAAAUGGCACAGCUGCGACUUGGUGAUGGUAUAGCAGAGAACAGCCCUAAUGGAGAACAGCUUGGGCCAUCCAGGCCGUUACCUGAAGCACCACCUAAUGGUAUAGACUGUGGAGCAAAAUGGAAAGGAAGCGAGCCUUCCAAGGGUGCCACGCCUGAGACAAGUGAUGCAUCUCUGUGUGUUGGCUAUGAGGAGAUCUGUGAUCGGGAUACAGAGGAGAAACCAAGCCUCCCUCCUAGGAAGGAAUCUAUAAUUAAGUCUGAAGAAGAGUUAAUGGAAAGGCAGCGGUUGGAGCAGAGGCCACCUCCCAAGCCACCUGGCAUGAUUUUGCCUGUGAUUCCCCCAAAGCAGGCCAUCCCUCCAAGGGACAACAAGAAACCAGAGCUCAAAACAGAGAAAGGGAAAUUGUUCCAGUUGAAAAAUGAAAUGGGAUUAGAGUGUGGGCACAAGGUUUCACCUAAGGAAGUCAAGAAGCCAAACCUCCGGCCCAUAGUCAAGCCAACCAAACCAAAAGUUGAGCCCCCAGAAGAUAACAAAUCUGAGCCAGCUACCCAAAACCUGUUUGUAAAAUCGAAACCUCAGAUCAGACCCAAACCGCCACCAGCUCCUAGGGCAGAUUCUCCUCAGACAGAUGAUAAACUAGACAUUUGCAAUCUGAGGAGCAAACUCCGCCCUGCAAAGACUCAAGAGAAACCUUGUGAACAGGAAUCCAUGUCUAGUGAGAGUGCCUUCAAUAACAAUAUGCUUCCCAUAGAAUCUUCUGUCAGAUCUCAGGAAAGACCAAAUACAGAGGCAAGGCCUCCAUCCAGACCAGAUAGCCAAGUCUUUAAGGAAGUUCCUUUACCCAAGGUUCCCUUUGGCUCCUCAAAGACAAAUGAGAGUGAGCCAAAGAGCACCUUUCCUGUUCCCAGAGAACCACCUCAGCGGCCUGUAGUACCACCCCGGAGGCCUCCUCCUCCUAAGAAAGCCUCUGUUUCAUCACCUGCAUCAUCGUCUGCUCCUUCUCCAGAACAUAAAGCCCCACAGAAGGAAGUGCCUGAAGUCAGAGCUGCCCCUGUGCCUGGGAGGCCAAUGUUGGUUCCACCAAAAGCCAAAGGUUUCCUGCCAUCUCCGUGCCAAGAAGAUGCCAAAGUGAAAAGUGGUAUAGGUCAAAAGGCAGCACCCAAGCCCUUGGAAAGGGAGAGAGUGUCCCUCCCCAUCACCAGUGCAGAUAUUUCCAAAGAAUCCCUCUAUGUGGCAGUGGCUGAUUUUGAUGGAGAUGAAGAAACUAGCAGCUUUAAAGAAGGGACCUUGUUUGAAGUCCGUGAGAAGAACAGCAGUGGCUGGUGGUUUUGCAAGGUUCUUGCUGGAGGGCCAUGUUGGGAAGGCUGGAUUCCUUCCAACUAUCUCAGAAAAAAGCCAUAAUCCCUUCUUUGUAUUCAUUUUAAGUAGCAGCUCAACAUUCCCCAUUUUAGCAACAAAAUAUUUAAUUAGCUUAUUUAUAGUUUUCAUAAGGCUGGCUCUGUAAUUAAAAAAAAAGUAUCUGGGAUACCGUACAUUCCAAUUUGUGUCUUUCCCAAGAAAGAAUAGUAAGAGGAAAAGGCCUUUGUGUAGUAGGCUUUAGCUUUUGUUCCUCUUGAUCACUCUGCCUGGCCAAUUUUUAGUAGCAACCCCAUCUCUUUCCCAGCCUCUGUGUGGUUUAGGUGAACAGACCCAUCACAGGACUUGCUGAUGAAAAUGUUUUUUAAAAAAAUCUUGUACAAAUUCUGGAGUAAACAGUGUCAAAACAGAGAAAUUGAGCAUAGAGAACAUUAAAAUAUGUUUGCAUCUUCAGAGGGUCUUGAAGAGAAAGAGAGUUUUUGGUUUGGUAAAGAAGCAAAAUCAAUCCCACUAGCCAAAAAAGGGAAGUAACAAUGGGAAAGGCCACAGUUUGGGCUGAUUUUCCUGUUAAUAUCAUGUGCCAUAUUUGACCAUUAAAAACAAUAAGGAGGAAAGAGAUUCCAUAGUGCAAAGAAGAAAAGAAAGAAUAGGAAAUGUAGUAAUAAUUAUUGUACUUAGGUGCGAUGGUCUAUCCAAGUGGAUAAGGUAUUCUUUCUAGUCUUGUGUCCAUGUUGUUUGUUCCCCUGCCAGUAUAGAUGUCUUCUGUGUGGCAGCUGGUGUUAUGUAACACCUAUUUUUGUGAUGUUCACACUUGUGCUAGUGGAGUUCUUUGUGCUCUCUGAUACACCAGCCCUUAUAUAAGCUUAUAUUUUUCAGCCUUAUAGUCACAUUUCAGUAAAUAGAGAAGAUCCAGGAUCCAUCUUCUCUAGAAAAAAGGAUACACUCAUGGAAAGUGUCUCUUCCCUAAGCCACAUUUUCGGGGAUUCCUUCUCCAGUCACACACAUUAUCUUGUACAAAGCCCCCCCCCAACCUCUCUAGCAUUUUUGGGAGAUAGAGAGGCUAUCAGAAGGAGGAGGACUUCACUUUCACCAGCCUAGUGGCUCACAUAUAAAUCUAGAUUCAACUUGUAAGACAGUGCAUUAGGUUAUUCAUGCUGUUUAGCUAUCAGGACGUGAAUGGUAGAAUAUGGUGCUGGUUCUUCACUACCAUAUCACACUUAAUAUUUUUCCUACCUGCCUCUCCAAGUAGCUCUCUCCUGUUCUGCCCUAAUUCCCCGGGAUUUGCAGUGCUCUGGUACCAGGAAGGUGGCCCUUUGGUGGGUGCUAAUAAUUUCUAGUACAGGGUUUCCCAAUCUGGAUUGUCCUAAAGCAGUAGUUCUCAGAGUAUUGUGAACUCUUGUACUUAUCUUGCUCAGAAGACAUGUAUGUGGAUCCUUAUCUCUCAGUCAUGGAGCAUACAAGUUUCUGUCAUAUCAUGAUAUUCAUUCUCAUCUGAAGGAGAGCUAUACUGUAUUCAAGAACACCUUUUGCUGUGGGAGAGCUGAUUAAUAUGUAUUUAUGCUUUGAAACAAUGAGGCAUCAGAUGUGGAAAUGUGCCCAUGUGCAUUUGAUGUUUGUACCUUUUAAAUAUAUGCAGCAACACAGAUUGAUCCCUUCCUGAUUAUUCUUCAUGUGUAUUUAAGGCACAAAUACAAGAGAAAAAUGCAUUUGCAUGUAAGUGUACUCUCCCUUCGGUUUUUAAAACACUAGAAAGGAUCUCCUGUCUUCAAUCCUGGACAUUUUCAAACCAAUCCAUAAUGCAGCAGAUUUUAACUUCAAGUUUUCAGCAAUUCAAACUUGAACAGGUUCACCAUGCUUCUAGGAUGUGGCUGAGGCCCUGGUGCAUGAAAAUUUACCAUAUGUUUUGGUUGCUAAGGAGAGGCCCUGUGAAGGACUCAGGUGUGAAAAGCUAUACGUGUGUAUUCUUGUUAUGGAUUUGCCUAGCUUGGAUUCUCGUGGGCUGAAUCUCACUAUCCCGUCAAGUUAAACCUACAAACUACUUGAACUCUUCCUUUAAAUGGACCAAUUUUUAUAAAGAAUUUGGGGACUCUUGUUUUUUUUCAGCUACUAAAUUUACCUUUGAAAUUGAUUACUUGACUUUUUUGUGGCUGCAUUUUCCAAGUACUGUUGUGUUUCUCUUUUCUGUCCAUUCAAAAAGUAAGUCCUAAAGUCUCUGUUUUGGAGGCCUUCAUGGGAUCCAUGAGAGAUGGGAUCCAUUCUUCAUUUCUCAUAGUCCUCCCGUCUGUUAUCUUUACAGUACUUACCUCUUGAUACCAAGAAAGCAAUCCUCUAACAGUAUGCUACCCAGUAAUAUGAAUUCAAUGCUCAACUUACCUUUACCUCCUUUCCUACCCUGUUUGAUCUGUUUGUUGUAGCAUCUCCAGAACAUGUAUUCCAAAUAGCUUAAUACCAAAACAAGUGUUAUAAAUGUCUCCUCCUUUUCUCAUUCUCCUCGGCCCAACCUGUGCUGAUUAUCUUUCUGAAAAGGCUUUCAUUUCCAAUUUUUCAGGCUGUGAAGGCGCGGUUGAGAAUUCUUUCAUAGUACUAUUCUCUGUUUUUCUCCUUUCUGUACUUGGCAAAAUCUUUGACAGAUUGCAGACUGAGGGCUCUACUUUAAUUUGGUCUCUGGACUACUCCAGCUUUGUGAACAUACUGAUGUAUGUUCACAGACAUACAUCAUGGCCUCCAUGUUUAUUAUUACCUGAAACACACAGUCAGUCUACAUUGUCAUGCUGGAGACAUAUGAGAAUAUGUAAGCUGACAUUGGCCUCAAUACUAUUCUGAAAUAGGAAAGCCACUUUACGUAAUAGCCUGUUAACAUAGCUCUUGCCAUCUGUUUACCUUCCCUCAGCUCAUUGACCUCUGAUACAGUAACUGAGCUUAACUAUUGUGUGACCUUUGGGAGUAACUGUUCAGUGUGGGGUUAAAGGGCAUUUGGCCUCUUACCUACCAACAUAAGCUUUACAGCUGUCUGUCUGGGAAGUUCUGGCAAGGUGGAAGGUUGCCUAAAUGGCAUUACACUCCUCUGCAAUCUUUAGUCUAUUAUAUAAACUUGUAUCAACCUGUACUUAACCGUGGGUGGGUGGAGAUGGGAGGGUGGGAUCAUGUAUACUUCCAGCAUUAAAGGAUGAUGGUUGUUGUUUUUUUAAAAGUAAAGAAAUAAAAAAUAGGCUUGACUGGUUUCAAGCAGAAUUGUUACACAUCUUGUGUAUUUUGCCCUCCUAUUUUCUGUGUCCUGUUUUCCAGUUUAUAU